AAUGGAGGCGACCUUCUCGACACCACGAAUCAUGGAGUCGAUGUUCUCGACACCACAAACCAUGAGUCCCGAGACGCACAUUCGCUUGGCAGAACGGUUUCAUCCUUGCGGGAGAUCCGUGCGGUAUUUUGACGGUGUGACUACGAUCCACGGAGCGACCGAAGAGGACUUCGACGAGGACCCCUGGAUGACCACSGUCCUGCGCAUGGGACUGCAUAUAGACGGUUGGUGCGAUGGGAAUUGGGCCACGAUGGAGAAUCGUUGUCCAUGGGCAAGCGAGUACAAGUUCGCCAACAUGUUGGAGUUCGGGAACCUCAUCCCGGUGUCUGACGCUGUCCUCGGACACAAGUUCUUGAACCAUAUGCGCAGUCAUCGACGGUUCUACAUGAAAAAUGUGUACGGUUCGAAGGGGAACGUCGUCGCCGGUGCUAAGGGGGCAGUUCUCGGCAUGUGUCUGUUCGAGGGGUUCGGAGCGGGUGCUGCGAACACCCCGUUCUACAACGACCUCCGGCGGCAGGGCGGGUUUGUUUUGGGUCAAGAGUUCUUCGACUUGUUGGAGGACAAGGACAUCGCCCUCGACGUCCCUUGCGAAGUCGGUCCCGACCUAGAACUAUCUAUGCCUUUGCAGCUGUGCGGCGGUUGUGAGUCGAGCGGGGCAGCGGGGGAGGGAGGGGAUGUGGGUUCCGGUGAGGCUACACAUGUGCAGCGGGUGGAUGCCAGAGGUCAGUUUGACGACAGCGAAGAUGAGGCGACACCGUGUCCGCCGUUUUUGUCGUCGAGGGAAAGAGACCGGUCCAUGCUGUCCAUACCUGGGGUCCGGCUACAGACCGCGGUUCGACAAGAGGUCGCAGCGGAUCCCGGAGAAGAGGCAGUCCAGUGGGGGUUCGACUUGGAGCCUGGCGAGGGCCAUUGCGAGGACGACAAGGCCACGGAUGUGUCCGAGAUUCCCUUUGUGCCUUGCGAUUGGUCGCUGGUGGCGCCGGAACGACAGGGCAUUUUCUACGGGGAUAUGGAACGCAAUCCGACACAAUGCGUYWGUCUUCUUGAUUUCCUUGACAAGAAGGGAGAGGGUGUCGUGUUCCUUGGGAAACCCCACGCGCGAAGCGUCUGGGAUCUUCUKAAGGCCGGCCGACACGUUGUCGCGAUGGAAGGGAACGUCGAACUCUUGCAAUUCACGAUGCAGGUGGUGAAAAGCGAGGUCAAUUUGGGCGGGCACAAUUGUGAGUUCAUGGUCGUGAAGCCAACACGAGAUAAGGUGURGAGCAACAAGACGGAUAUGUGGUUCAAGUUGAGCGAGAGGAAGAGGAACAAUAUAUACGAUUUCUUGUUCCUUCAAACACAGUCGAGGAAGGACUCUGACGCCGAGUACGUCCGCCGRACGGACCACAUGWUGGCAGUGCUYGACAACUACCACUUCGCCUCCCGCAUGAACRAGAAGACGUUUCUCGAUAGGCUGCAGUCGCUGUACUUCGUGGAGUCCGAGGAGCAGUUAAAGUUAGCCAGUUACGCUUCCCUGAUCUCCACUGAUGACGAGGAAGCCACAGGUGUAGAGUUUGUCGCUAAUGCGAAGGAGGAGGAGAGCGACAAAGAGAGCAUUGACCUGCAGUACGACCCACCUCCGGCAGACCACGACAGAGGGUCCUCGUCGGUCGGUCCGUCACCGAGCGCUGGAGCCCUCGUGUCACCGUCGGCCAAAACGCGGUCGGGCACCACGCCGAUGAAGUUGCUGGAGAGACUCAGAGCUCUGGCCAUCCCCCGGUCCGCUUUGCCUUUGCUUGCUCUUCGCAGUCGCUCCGACAGAAAGUUUAAGUCUGCCGGGAUCCGAACUACGUCCGCUGAGGAGCCGCCAGAGAGGUCCGGAAUGCAAAGCCGCUCGGGGUCGGGGGAGCCAAGCAAGGAUCUCGAAAUUGAUAUUAUUGCAGCGCGGGACGGAGACGUAGGAAAGGUGUCGCCUGAGCAGGAGCGACGACCGCAACGAUUGCAGCGAGAGGCUGCAAGUACAGGGUCCGGCGACACGGAGACGACGAAGUACGCCGAGAUCCAAACUUCUUCGGGCGCGGGGUGUCGGCCAGGGAUUGUCAUGCCGAUGAGAGGGGCAGCGUGCAUGGAGACGGAAGUGUGGUCCUCGGGAUUCAACACGGGUACCGCGGAAGGGGAUGAGUUUCGUGGAAGGGAAGUAGGGGAGAAAAUGGGGGAACGGAGGGGAGCGCAAGAAGGGGAGGAAGAAGGGGAGGAAGAAGGGGAGGAAGAAGGGGAGGAAGAAGGGGAAGAAGAGGAGGAAGGGGAGGAAGCGGGAGAAACAGAGCUACUUGAUUUGCUUGAAGGAAGGGAGGGUACCGGAUCUGGAGACGACGAAGUGGAGCACAGUGAGGACGAUGCCAGAUAUGGAGAGUCGUCUAACGAGUCCUGACAACUGUACGGAGAGCAUCACCAGGAUGAUGUCAACGACGAUGCCACGACAAUAGAGAUGGAGACACAGGUCGUUAGCAGCCUUUCCG
Chara braunii is the source of this 2498-nucleotide messenger RNA. The record is from the annotation of a GenBank genome assembly. NCBI's taxonomy places the organism in Eukaryota, Viridiplantae, Streptophyta, Charophyceae, Charales, Characeae.